Brienomyrus brachyistius is the source of this 1266-nucleotide messenger RNA. Its product is annotated as ribosome-binding protein 1-like. NCBI's taxonomy places the organism in Eukaryota, Metazoa, Chordata, Actinopteri, Osteoglossiformes, Mormyridae. The record is from RefSeq and is a predicted model, not a curated record. The transcript is spliced from 4 exons. The coding region runs from base 1 to 1266 and encodes 421 amino acids.
AUGAGAAAGUUAGUGGAGAACCAUACAUUGAGUUCCUGUAGACAGAGAGUAAGUGAGGAUGGAGGAAGUGAUGAUGAGGGGCUAGAGGAAAGGGACAAGGGGCCACGAGUUCCGUCCCCGAGGGGUCCCAUUCCAGCUCCUCCGCCUCCGAAGAGGGAGGAGCCAAGAUGGAGUUGUCCAGGACCACCUCGGGGACUAGGACAGGGACUGGAGCUGCUGCAGGCGGAGGGGACCCCUCUGGAGCUGCUGCAGGCGGAGGGGGCGCCUCUGGAGCUGCUGCAGGCGGAGGGGGCGCCUCUGGAGCUGCUGCAGGCGGAGGGGGCGCCUCUGGAGCUGCUGCAGGCGGAGGGGGCGCCUCUGGAGCUGCUGCAGGCGGAGGGGGCGCCUCUGGAGCUGCUGCAGGCGGAGGGGGCGCCUCUGGAGCUGCUGCAGGCGGAGGGGGCGCCUCUGGAGCUGCUGCAUGCCGCCGGGGCGCCGGGACAGGAACACGGUCAGGUCGCCGGGGCGCCGGGACAGGAACACGGUCAGGCCGCGGGGGGGGCGCCUGCCCGGGAACUGGAGCGCGGUCAGGAACUGGAGCGCGGUCAGGAACUGGAGCGCGGUCAGGAACUGGAGCGCGGUCAGGAACUGGAGCGCGGUCAGGAACUGGAGCGCGGUCAGGAACUGGAGGUGGCUGCAGUGGGGGCGCCGGCCCGGGAGCUGCAGCAGGUGGCUGCAGAGGGGGCGCCUGCCCGGGAGCUGCAGCAGGCGGCUGCAGAGGGGGUGCCUCUGCAGGAACUGGAGCACUGUCAGGAACUGGAGCGCGGUCAGGAACUGGAGCGCGGUCAGGAACUGGAGCGCGGUCAGGAACUGGAGCGCGGUCAGGAACUGGAGCGCGGUCAGGAACUGGAGCGCGGUCAGGAACUGGAGGUGGCUGCAGUGGGGGCGCCGGCCCGGGAGCUGCAGCAGGCGGCUGCAGAGGGGGCGCCUGCCCUGGAGCUGCAGGUGGCUGCAGUGGGGGCACCUGCCCUGGAGCUGCAGCAGGUGGCUGCAGUGGGGGCGCCUGCCCGGGAGCUGCAGCAGGCGGCUGCAGAGGGGGUGCCUCUGCAGGAACUGGAGCACGGUCAGGAACUGGAGGUGGCUGCAGUGGGGGCGCCGGCCCGGGAGCUGCAGCAGGCGGCUGCAGAGGGGGCGCCUGCCCUGGAGCUGCAGGUGGCUGCAGAGGGGGCACCUGCCCUGGAGCUGCAGCAGGUGGCUGCAUUCCUGGUACCGCCCACUCCCCUGUAG